This is a messenger RNA of Fusarium odoratissimum NRRL 54006, 1782 nucleotides long. RefSeq lists its product as uncharacterized. The transcript has a single exon. NCBI's taxonomy places the organism in Eukaryota, Fungi, Ascomycota, Sordariomycetes, Hypocreales, Nectriaceae. The record is from RefSeq and is a predicted model, not a curated record. The coding region runs from base 1 to 1782 and encodes 593 amino acids.
AUGGCACCUCAUCGUACAUACCACGACCCCGAUGAGGAGAUCGGGUAUAUCCCACUACCUGAUAUAUCAACCCAUCAGCUUGACCAACUCACGGACCUGUUGUGGAUGGAUCCAGGAGUCAACAUAGCUGUGCCGGAUAAAGACUGGUUGCUAGACCAGCAAGCUCGUGUAGCUAAACUCGACAAAUCAAACCGCCGUUCCACCAAACUCUUGGCCCGUCUCUCUGCCAAACUUGAAAGUCUGUCUUACACACUUGGUGCUGACGGUUCGCCAACAGCAUGUCUGUGCCCAGCCCAUCAUGGUCUUGACCCUAAGUUGAUCCGGCGACUUAUGCUCUUGAUCAUCGUCGAAUGCACUGAACGUAUCCAAACUCUGCGCACUUGGCGACAGCGUAUCGCUUAUCCCAGUGCUGUUAUCGCAUGGCUGGAUCGCAUCGAUGCCGUGACUGGACUUUGGAUCGGUCGUAAAGCUUUCAAUGCCACCUUUGGCUACGAACGUGUUUCGCCCACAAACCUCGUAGUCAAAAGCAAGUGCGAAGCUUGCAUCAUGUCGGUCAUUGGUGGUAGACCUCAGGUGCUGAGUGAUCUGCGAGCGACAUUGACUACGCGACGGGAUCGCCACAUCGACCGAGGUGGUAGAGAUCCAAGACUUCUCCGACUUAUUGAGUCUUGGAUAUCACACCAGCAUGCUGAUAGUCGUAGGGCCAUUUACACUGGAAGUGCUGAGAUCAGCAAAGAACUGAGCAAUCUGAUCAACACCAUCAACUGCCUGAGAGAGGAACGCCCGGGAUCUCAAAUAUCUCGAUCUUCAUAUCGAUCAGGUAAUAACCAUCCAUCGAGAGCGUAUGAAGAAGACGGUAGGCGCGGCCGUGCUCGUACUCGGCAAUCAUCUCAUGAACAGUCGUCUCGACCAAGCUACAGCAUCCACAGCCAGGAGGACAGACGCACAUUUCUUCGUCCAGAAUCAAGAUCUAGUCAGUCGAGUGCUCAGUUCCAAGGGGACGAGCAAAAUUGGAUGGAUGAAGACGUGGACUACCAAGCGUCGCUAUGGAUGGAUUGUCAGAUGCAACAGCGAGGACUUACGGCCAACGAACGAAGACAACUCUUUGAGGACGAUGUGCAUCCCGCCUUCAGCGACUAUGCAGAGAGUGUCAGGAACAUGUCUCUCGGUGAUCGAUUGCAGAGGGACUUUGCGCCUGAGCAGAACAAGAGAGCAAGCAUCGUGCCAGAUGAACAGAUGGAAACAUCAUCUGUCUACAGUAACCCAAGUGCCGUGCCACCUCCUCUUAGCUUCAGCAGAGGACCAAGCCCCCCUGAUACCACUGCCGGUAAUAGCCCUGCGGAAACUGAGUGGGUGCCUGUCUCGGUAUUUUCGCUCCAAGCAAGUGCUGCAGGCGGUUCACCUCCUCGUCAAGACACUGUGGAGCCGACCAAUGGAAGCGGUCGAGAGUCUACUACAUACGCCGAAUACCAAGCACAUAUAGAUUUCUGUCGGAAAUACGGAUUCAAGACGGGUCUCUCGUCUGAAGAUGGGGAGCCAUCAACUCCUCGGCCACCACGGGGUGGAAAGCAACGAACUUCGGUCGCUCCAUCAAUUGCAGCGUCGAGCGUUUACUCUUCGCAUCCUGGGUUUAGACACUCACAAGAGAACGUGGGUUCAUUAGGCGGUCAGACGGGCCUUCGGUCAUCACGUAUGUCGACUCAGAGCCAGCCCAAGAAGAGUCUGUGGGAUCAGUUGCGGGAGGAUAGACGACGACUGAGGGAAGAUAGUGAUGAGGAGUAG